Messenger RNA from Pseudoliparis swirei, 2277 nucleotides. RefSeq lists its product as uncharacterized. Gene Ontology annotation, biological process: response to bacterium. The transcript is spliced from 3 exons. Bases 18 to 1142 code for a protein of 374 amino acids. The record is from RefSeq and is a predicted model, not a curated record. NCBI's taxonomy places the organism in Eukaryota, Metazoa, Chordata, Actinopteri, Perciformes, Liparidae.
UUACUUCUGAAGUGUUGAUGCAUGUUACCAUGAAGUGUGUGUGCUUCGUCUCUCCUAUCGCUUCAGUUCAGACGACCGAGCACAAUUUCGCCUCGUCUGUACAUCAAGAAAAUAGUUUUCUAUCAGUUCAAACUGGGGAAAACUUGACGUUGAAAUGUUUCUACAGCGGAGUAGAAGCAAAACUUUACUGGUAUAAAGAGACUCUGGGACAGAAACCGAGGCACAUCUCUAGCUCCUACAAGUACGACGCAAAAGGAACUUUUUCUGAUGAAUUCAAGAAUCCACGCUUCACAUUGGAUGUUGGAAUGAGUACAAAUCACUUGGGGAUAACAGCUCUGCAAAUUUCAGACUCAGCUACUUACUACUGUGCAAGUGGCUUUUCAUCUAAUUUAGUUUUCAUAGAGGGCAUUACUGUCAGUGUCCGGGGUUCAGGUGUGAGCGUCCCAGUGUUGGUCCAUCAGUCAGCGUCUGAGACCAUCCAGCCAGGAGGCUCUGUGACUCUGAGCUGUACAGUUCACACUGGGACCUGUGAUGGGGAACACAGUGUCUACUGGUUCAAGGACUCUGAAGAGUCUCAUCCAGGACUCAUUUACACCCACGGAGGCCGGAAUGAUCAGUGUGAGAGGAAAGCCAGCACACAGAAGACACACACCUGUGUCUACAACCUGCCGAUGAAGAGCCUGAAUCGGUCUGACGCUGGGACCUACUACUGUGCUGUUGCCUCGUGUGGACACAUGCUGUUUGGAGACGGGACCAAGCUGGACUUUGAGGAGGAAGUCCACUCUCUUGUCUUGGUGUAUUUCUUGAGUGGAGCGUUGACGUUCACCAGCAUCCUGAGUGUCGUACUGGUUUUCUCACUGUGUAUGGUGAACAAGAGAAACCGCGGCGGAUGUACAGGUACUGUAACAACUAUUCUUCGACUCGACUCACUUUACAGUUUUAUAGUGCGGGGCACUUUUCUGUCUUUUUCAGAGUCUCAUGCAAGAUGUCCAGCUCCCUUCACAACCAAUCUAGAGGGUGAACACAAUGAAGACAACAUCCAUUACGCGGUUGUAAGGGAGAAGAAGGUCAACAGACCUAGAAGACAAAGGAACAGCACUGAGCCUGAGUGCUUAUACUCGGAUAUAAAGCAGAAGAAGUGAACAUGCUUCUCAGUGUUUCCAUCAAGCCCAUGCGGUCACACUGAAGUCAUCUUAUCAUUAUGUCUUUCUUGCUACUUUACAAAGAGAUGUGUUGAUUAUAACUGUUACUUUGGGGCUUUGGUUUGCCGUUGUCUUGGACUGCAUUAACUGUGACGAAAAAGUUUAAAAUGUUCCGUUCUCCAAAAGAUUCAUGUUUGAGAAAAUCAGAUCCAGUCGCUGAAGAAAUGUACAACAUAUGCUUCAUGUUCAUACUUAAGUAAGAGAGAACUGUACGAAUGCUCACUGUUUCAUGCACAGGACUCUCACCCAGGAGACUGUUGUUCAUGUCCUGUGUGAAAACAAGUUGGUGUGUUACGUUAGGGUGACCAGAUUUGAGUUUGUGAACAGAUACAGUCAGAGCUCGCGCAAGAAGGUGGAACGUAAGGGAGAUACCAUUUCCAAAAUGUGUAAGGGGUAAAUACUAGUUUGUGAAAGACCCAGAGAAACACAAAUAUCCGACGAAGCAAAAUCCUGGACGUUUUUGGAAUCCCUGCCGGACGCAUUUUUUAGGUCUCAAAAACAGGACAUGUCCGGGGAAAACAGGACGUCUGGUCACCCUAGUUACGUGACUACUGUACUUUGCUGAAACCUGUUACGUAACAAGCGUAGUUAUUUUUACUUAUUGCAAUCCAAACCCCAAUCUUUUCUCCUACAUAACCAAGUAGUUUAAUUGCGUGAGUAAACCUAAAGCUUAUUUUUGAAAGACAUUGGAUGCAUGUAGCGAGCCCCUUCGUCUCUGACACGUCCACAACUGAUGCUGGAGGGGUGACUGAGUGUUUGAAGAGUUGGGAGUGAGAACUUGUUGUCAAGGCAUUUGCCACUAAAAUAGUCCAAAAACUGGACUGACCGUCCUCCAAUCCUUAAGUCCAUCUAUUAGCGUCAGCAUUUUAAUGCCCUUUUGUUAAUCAGCUUGCUGCUAUGAAUGGUCAAGUUACAACUGUUUCAGUUAUUUCACAUGAGAGUUUUCUGGAUAUUUGUAGUUUAAAAAAUAAUUCUCAACUAAUGUUACAUUUUAUGAAGAAAUACUUCCAGUUACUUCACGUGUGGUGUAAUAACUUGCAUGGAUGUUGUACAGUGUUAAUAAAUGCAGAUGAUG